UCUAAUUUUCUGUCUUACCUGCUUUUUCCCAGGAGACUUUCAGGGGAAAACAGCAGUAAAGAUCCACAGGCAGAGAGUUACUGAACCUGCGCUGGAGCGACAAAGUCAUCAGAUUCUCGUUUGAUUUUCUUGUGACUUUAUUGUGUUGAAGUUGCGAGAUCUGUUUUAUCAUGACUCAGAAAAACAGGAAACUCUCAGUGGACAGUUCAAGCGUGGAUGAGUUAACCCCUCUUGUCAUGAGAAGAGGUAGCUGCAAGAAAUGCAGCCGGAGCCUGAGUUUGGGAAACGUUGAAUCGGAGGCCAGGCAGCUAAAUCAAAGCUUGAAAAUGAGCUUCAGGGACCAGACCCUAGCAGGCGAUCACGUUGGCAGAUCGGAUGUGCUCAUCAUCAGUCAUAGCUACUUAAAGUACAAUGAAACCUUCCACAAACUUUUUCAAGAGAUCCCUAAGGAGGAGAGGCUGACACACACAUUUACCUGUGCCUUGCAGAAGGAGGUUCUGUAUCAUGGAAGACUCUUUGUGUCACAGAACCAUGUGUGUUUCUACUCGUCUGUGCUGCUUAAAGCGACCAAGGUGGUGAUUGCUAUUUCCAGUAUGAGGGAGAUAAAGAAACAUAACCCAGCUCUGUCUGUGCUGUCUGUACGAACAUCCAGUGGAGAGAAGUAUUUGUUUGCAUUAUUUAGGAAGUAUACCGUCUGUUACAGACUCCUCCAAAGCCUCUGCUGUCAGGCUCAGGAGGGUAGUCCAAACAGAAGCCCUUACCUGUCCUCUGCAGAGUUCGAAGCUGAGCAAGACAUGGCUUCCAGCUUUUCUAGUUCAGAGAGUUUCGACAACGUUGAUCUUAACAACGGCAUUACUCCCAUUAAUGAUGAAGCUAACGGCACAUGCAGGUCCACACAAGGAAGCAGCUUUAAAAACGAAAACAGCAGAGCCGAGUCAUGGAUUUCGACAUUCCUUGAGAAAGUUGUCCCAUUUUUGUUCUUCAGAGAAAUUCUGAGUCUUAGAGUUGUCCUUCAUAUCUUCGUGAUCCUGCUGCUAUUACUGCUCUUGGCGUCUGGCUACCUCGGGCUGAGAAUCACUGCCCUGGAAGAGCAGCUGAGCUCUCUGGGAGCCCUGGCUGAUUUGACUUCUCACUACACAGAGUUCCAGGAAACAUAGCCACCUGUCACAAAGGCAUCUCAACAAUGGAAAGCUACUGAAUUUUGUACGCAAUACAUCUUUGAAAGGAACAUGUUUAAUUGUUUUUCAGUGUUGCACACAGAUACUUUCUCUUCCAACAGAAAAUAAACUCUUAUUUCUGCUUCUGGGUUCUCUGAACCAGAAGCAUGGGCAGGCUACCAGUAUCAAGGUGUACCAAGGUUUUAAAAAGUUACAGUUUUAGAACCUCUAAAUAUUCUUGUCAGACAGUUCGUACGAUUUAACCCCAUACUGCCUGAAUUUCUUUAAUUGUUGUCAAGCAGAUGCUAAAAUAAUCAGACUAUUCAUUUGAACUUUGCUCAGGCAAUAGAAAUUAAUCUACUAUGUGUUUAGUAUAGCUGCUACCAACUCGAACCCUCGAUGAGUGUGGAAUAUGCCUUAGUUAAGAUUUGUAGGAUAUAAACGCCACCUUGGCUGUAUUAACAUCCAAAGCAUUGUAAGGCAAAUGUCGACAAUUAUCAAUAAGGGGUUAAUGUCAGAGAAAAUGACCGGUAACAGAGUUUUGACAGGAGCAGCAUUGUGCUGCCCUUCCCCCACUUGUUGCUGCACACUGGCUAAAACAAGGCACUCUUUAAGGUAUGCUGUUUUUAUGCUCCCAGUUUACCUUUAUAAACAGGAAAAAUGUAUAAUAGUCUGUGCAAUAAGGUGUUUAUUCUCUCUAUGUAUUAAAAUCAAAUCAAUAAAUGUUGUGCAUAUAACAUCGAAAUUA
Messenger RNA from Girardinichthys multiradiatus, 1905 nucleotides. Its product is annotated as GRAM domain-containing protein 2B-like. The transcript is spliced from 13 exons. Lineage: Eukaryota; Metazoa; Chordata; Actinopteri; Cyprinodontiformes; Goodeidae. The coding region runs from base 171 to 1157 and encodes 328 amino acids. The record is from RefSeq and is a predicted model, not a curated record.